Molecule: messenger RNA, 3891 nt
Organism: Suncus etruscus (white-toothed pygmy shrew)
Lineage: Eukaryota; Metazoa; Chordata; Mammalia; Eulipotyphla; Soricidae
Gene: AOPEP
Product: aminopeptidase O (putative)
Exons: 16
Coding region: 116-2575 (819 amino acids)
Cellular component (GO): nucleolus
Molecular function (GO): metalloaminopeptidase activity; zinc ion binding
Source: RefSeq, a predicted model, not a curated record
AAAGUGUGACAUCAGAUAUCUUUUGGUUCUCAACCAUUUAUGAUUCUAGAAGAUCAAGGCAGGUACAAAGCCUCUUCUGAGAUUGUAGCAGAGCACUUCAGCCAUAAGUCACAUAAUGGAUAUGAAGCUGGACUCCUCCCGAGAUGACUUACCUCUCAUGGCCAACACCAGUGACAUACUUGUGAAGCACUUUGUACUUGAUUUAGAUGUGGAUUUCGAAAGACAAAUCAUGGAGGGCACCAUAGUGCUUUUCUUUGAAUCUGAAAGCAGAUUCAGGCAGCAGUGUAGUUCCACUGUGGAAAUCUACUUCUCAGAGCCAGAAGAAACCUUCAAAUGUAGGAAGCCUGAACCCUGUCCUAUUCCUGUGACAUCUACAAGGACCUGCUUAUCUAAAACUGAAUGUAAUGAUUUUGCAUACUCUGGUAAAGGUGAAAAAGGUACUUUUGAUAAAGAUGGUAACCAUGACAACCAGGAAGAGACUUCUGGGUUUUCUAGCUCAAAGCACUUUUGUGACACAGGGAGUCAUGGUAGUGAAGAUUUUUUGCUAGUGUUGGACUGCUGUGAUUUGACUGUGUUAAAGGUUGAGGAGGUGGAUGUUGCUGCUGUGCCAGGUAUUAAAAAAUGUGUAGAAUCUCACGAGCUCACAGUUGAUUCCAAGGAGCGUAGGAAUCAGAUUGUACAUGAACUUGUGACUCUGCCUGCAGCUCGUUGGAGGGAGCAAUUAGACUAUUUUGCUCGCUGCAGCCGGGCUCCUGGCUGUGGGGAACUCCUAUUUGACACUGACACUUGGAGUUUACAGAUUAGGAAGCCAGGGGCUCAGACAGCCUCUGACUUUCCUCAUGCCAUCAGGAUACAGUACAGCACCAAAUCCCAUGGGCAGUCAGUGACAUGGACCUCAGAUCAGAGUGGCAGGCCAUGUGUUUAUACUAUAGGAUCUCCCAUAAACAACAGGGCCCUUUUUCCAUGCCAGGAGCCACCCGUUGCCAUGUCAACAUGGCAGGCUACAGUUCGAGCAGCUGCAACUUUUGUUAUUUUAAUGAGCGGGGAAAAUUCUGCUAAGCCAACACAGCUUCAGGAAGGUUAUUUAAGCUGGCAUUACUACGUAACCAUGCCCAUGCCAGCUUCCACUUUUACGAUUGCAGUUGGAACCUGGACAGAAGUGAAGUCAGAAACCUAUUCUUCAAAUGAUCUGUCACCAGAAAGAAACCUCUCCCCUUUAGAUGCUGUUUUCAGGUGUGCAGACAUUUGUGGUCACAGUGAGUACCCUUGUCGCUUCCAGAAUGCUUCUGCUGCCACCGAAGAGAUCAUCCCCUAUCGGCUCUUUGCCCCACUGAACCUCAAGGAUGCCUGCCAAGAGACCCUUUUACAGUUCAUCCCUCUCUGUCUCUCAUCAGCACACUCUGUCCUGGGAACACACCCCUUCUCCAGACUGGAUGUACUCAUUGUCCCUGCCAACUUUCCAAGUCUGGGCAUGGCCAGCCCACACAUCAUCUUCCUCUCCCAGAGCACCUUGAGUGGAGCCAGCCAGCUGUGUGGGACACGCCUCUGCCAUGAAAUUGCCCAUGCCUGGUUUGGCCUGGCCAUUGGGGCUCGUGACUGGACCGAGGAGUGGCUGAGUGAGGGUUUUGCCACUCAUCUGGAAGACGUGUUCUGGGCCAGGGUACAGCAGCUGCCUCCCGACAAGGCCCAGGAGCAGCAGGAGUUGAGAGCUAGCCUGCGCUGGCGGCGUCUGCAGGAUGAAGUGCGGGACUGCUCAGAGGAGCUGCAGGUGCUCAGACCCAAUAAAGAAAAAACUGGCCAUAUAAGUGACUCUGGAUCAUCUGUUGUCAAACAUGGUCUCAAUCCAGAAAAGGUCUUCAUGCAAGUCCAUUAUUUAAAGGGCUAUUUUCUUCUUCAGUUCCUUGCCAGAAGACUUGGAGAUGAUGCCUAUUUUACAGUUUUAAGAAAAUUUGUGCACACAUUUCAUGGGCAGUUGAUUCUUUCUCAGGAUUUCCUUCAAAUGAUGUUGGAGAACAUCCCUGAAGAAAAAAGGCUUGCACUGUCUGUUGAGAACAUCUUUGAAGACUGGCUUGAGAGUUCUGGGAUACCACAGCCGCUGCUCGCCGAGCGCCGGGCCCGGGCCGAGUGCGGACUCGAACGGCAAGCGCGAGCCGAGGCCGAGAAAUGGAUCCGCAGGAGCCGGGGAGCGCGCAAGCGGACACGGAGCGAUCGUGGAGCGGCGUGGGCGCAGCUCCUUCCUGACCAGCUGGUAUUGCUGCUGGAGCAUCUCUUGGAGCAGAAGACCCUGAGUCACAGGACUUUGCAGAGUCUGAAGAAGACGUACCGCCUCUCUCAGCAGGAUGCAGAGGUUCGUCACCGCUGGUGUGAGCUGGUAGUGAAGCACAAGUACACUCGGGCCUAUGGGGACGUGAAACACUUCCUCCAGGAAGACCAGGCCAUGGGCAUCUACCUCUAUGGAGAGCUGAUGGUGGGUGAGGACCCGCGGCAGCAGCAACUGGCUCACUCGUGUUUCCAGCUAACCAGGGAGUGGAUGGACAGCAGCUGUGCCCGUGUAGUAGCUGAGAUGUUGUUCUGAAGAGACAGCUGCUCAACCUUGGCACGGCUGCUGUUACCGCACCCGAUUCGCGUGCCCAGGACACCGUGGGCUGUGGUGAGGCCACUUUGCUGGCUCCGCUCUGCUGCCCUGGCUGCUUGGGUUCCUGGCAUGCUGAUUUGUGACUUAAGAUGAAAAUCACAUUGCCAGGGAUUACCACGCAACCACGACCUUGGCGGCUGGUAGUUGCACUCAGAGACAGACUCCUCUGGGGCUCUUCCUAGCAAUGCCGGCGACGACCUCUCUGACGAGGUGCAGAGCUUAGCUGACUGGUGAACAGUGACUGGUUUCCGCCUUGUUCACAGUGGCUAAGUUCUGCACCUGAAGAGAAGGUGAGAAGGGGCCGGUUAAAUAAGCGGAAGCUGCUGCCAGAGGCCGCCGUGGCCAUACUGAAAUGUGUGAAGCCUCCAUGCUGGGAGGGAAGCACGGGCCCAGAUGUCUGAGAGCUGCUGAGAUCAGGUGUGGACCCACACAUGGCUGACGGGAGUGGGGUUGCUGCCUGGGCAGGUGCUUCUCUUUUGUAUUUGCAGUCUAGGUCUGCCGGGCGCCUGGAGCUUGCUGCGAGGCCUCGUCCUGGCCGCAUUGGACCCGCCCUCCGGUGCCUACUGAGCUGAUAUCAGUUCUCGUUUCACACACUGGCUCAGUUCAGCAGGAACAGGAGUCGAGCCCGAGAGCAAAACACCUUCCUGCUUGUGAGUGCCCGGAGCCGGGAUCCACCCAAGAGCCAGGAAGCUGCAUCUGUAUGUCAUGUGCAUGUGGGAGAGCCACGGCCCGACUGCGUGGAUGGCGGCUUGUGGCCUGUGCUAUGACAGGCAGGCCCCGGUGCGGCGGGGCUGGCAUGGGCCUGCUCCAGGAGCCAUGAGCUCCAGGGCUGGGCCUCAGUGGGCUGUGGCCAGUCUCACUUUGUGCUGAACAGAGGUGCACAGAGCUGCUUCUGAGUAGUGAUCGUUACACUGUGAUGGAACAGUAAGUGCCGGUGCUGUUUUCCUUUGCAGAAAGAUACCAGCAGCAUCCUUUGAGUCUGCCGGGGACUGCAGCAAGGACGCCAUCAGUAGAGACCAAGUUUAUGGACAUCUCUUGGCAGCAUCAGUACACGCCUGAAGCCUAAGCUAGCUGCUGCCCCCACCCCAGAUGGGUCAUCCCAAAGAUGAAUUCUCUUCCAUGAGGUUAAGGGUUAAGGCACAGAUGAAACUAAUCUGAGACAAGUGGGGAAACCCAUGUAUGUGGUUCUCGAUGCAUAGUGACAUGUGGAUGCUGCACUUUCGGUGGAGGUGCAGGACACUAUUGGUAUCCUCUUC